Molecule: messenger RNA, 1060 nt
Organism: Papaver somniferum (opium poppy)
Lineage: Eukaryota; Viridiplantae; Streptophyta; Magnoliopsida; Ranunculales; Papaveraceae
Product: oil body-associated protein 1A-like
Exons: 3
Coding region: 331-1029 (232 amino acids)
Source: RefSeq, a predicted model, not a curated record
UUCCGACAAAGUUCAAGAUAGGAAAAUUCCUAAGAGAGCUAGAAGAAUAGUUUACAUUGGGGAUUAUACCACGUGUAUGGAACAAUAUGAGUCAAUACGGGAGUGAAGAAAAGCAGGGGGAAAAGAUUUACAUGUCUGCCACGUUGUAAAAGUAGUGUUGACACGUCUGGGUAUAAUUUUUAUGACACGAGAACAGACUUCAUGCAGCAGAAAGGGAUUCCCAUCCAUAUCCACACCCGCAUCGAUCUGUAUAUAGACAGGGAUCAUACCAAGAGAUCCAAGAGAAAGAGAGACAGAGAUAAGAAAAAACAAAUUGAAAGUUAGAUCGGAAUGGCAACGUCGAAAGUACCAGGGGAACCAACACAAACAGGAACAGCAGUUCUUGAAACGGCAACGAGUGCUAUCCAAGGCUUUGGCCCUGUUAACAAAAUUCACCAGCACCUCUGCGCGUUUCAUUUCUAUGGGUACGACAUGACUAGGCAAGUUGAAGCUCACCAUUUCUGCGCACAUCAAAACGAAGAAAUGCGUCAGUGCUUGAUCUACGACAGCCCAGAACCUCAUGCACGACUCAUCGGUCUCGAGUACAUCGUAUCUGAGAAUCUCUUCUUGACACUCCCAGACAACGAGAAACCACUGUGGCACUCCCACGAGUAUGAAGUGAAGAGUGGUGUAUUGUUCAUGCCUGGUGUGCCUGGUCCUAUCCAGCGUCAAGAUCUUGAUAAGGUUGCCAAGACGUAUGGCAAGACGAUCCAUUUUUGGCAGGUUGACAAAGGUGAUGCAUUUCCUCUUGGGUUGCCUCAAAUCAUGAUGGCCCUCACUAGAGACGGUCAGCUCCAAGACAAUCUUGCUAAAGAUGUGGAGAGACGGUUCAAUGUAUCAUUUGAUGCUGAAAGAGAGAACAGAGCCUACAUGAAGGGACCUGAGCAUGGAAUACAUCAUCUGGCGAAUGGUGGAGGGAAAGGGAUUAAGUCUGUGUUGAGGGAGACUGAUUGCAAGCCUGUGGAAUCUGUGCCCAGGGUUUUCGUCUGAAGUUUCUACUUAAGUUUUUAUCGUGCUGCUG